Molecule: messenger RNA, 967 nt
Organism: Protobothrops mucrosquamatus (brown spotted pit viper)
Lineage: Eukaryota; Metazoa; Chordata; Lepidosauria; Squamata; Viperidae
Product: CD209 antigen
Exons: 7
Coding region: 1-894 (297 amino acids)
Source: RefSeq, a predicted model, not a curated record
AUGGCUGAAGGUGGGAAAAAAAUUUCAGUAGCUUUCAGAGCAUGCGUGCAGGGCUUCCUGCAGAUGUUUAUGCUUGCCAUGGCCCCCAAAAAGCCAGCUCCGCCACCGCCUCCUCCACCUCCAGCCGAAGGAGAGGAAGUGAUCCACGUGCCCAAAUUCAAAGCGGUUCCCCCGGAGGUGAAAUGGCGGGUGAUCAGAAUGUUUGGAGUCUUCUGCUUCAUCGUCUUCAUCGUAGCGACGGUUGCCUAUAUUAAGUUGCUUAAUGCGCCCCCCAGUCCUUACAUAGAACCCAUGAAUUCCAUUCGGAGGACCAUGUCUAACGCCUUAAGAAAACCGGCCAUCAGUGGUCUAAGCGAUACGGGCACUGCGGAGGAGGUGAUUCAGCUGCCAAACUACCAGGAAGACACGGAAAAGGCUUAUCUGGAGAAGAAGAACAAGUAUCAAUCCAUCUUUAAGAAAGGCUCGGUAAAGUCCGCCACUCACUGGACGCUUUUUGGGAAGAACCUCUACUACAUAUCGAUCGGUAGAAAGACCUGGUACGACGCUCAGAACUUCUGCCUCUCCAGAGAUUCCCACAUGGUCUCCAUCUUAAAUGACGAGGAACAGAAAUUCGUCUCUUUGCAGUUCAACGAGUCUGCCUGGAUUGGUCUGAGCGAUGAAAAUGAUGAGGGCAUCUGGCAGUGGUCCGAUGGGUCCAGAUUAACAAUACAGUUCUGGGAUGUUGGGAGUCCUACCAUCCUGAAGAAGAAUGGAGAAAUGGAGCGAGACUGCGCUUACAUAAACCCUUCCUCUGGCGUAUUUAACUGGAAGGAUGACAAUUGCCACGCACUUAAGCAAUGGGUUUGUAAGGAGAUCAUAGUGAUGGAAGAUUUAGAAUAUUUAAUCCAACCCUAAUACUUGAAGCCACCCUAGAUGUGAACACAGUUUUUGUUUUUCUCCAUCUGAAACAGUAAAAUAAUGAAAGCUC